GUCGCACCAUGGAGUACGACCGGCUGGCAUAGCGAUGACAAGCCUUUUGAGUGGCAUGUGUAUAGUGCAGCCAGCAAGCACAUCCACGUGAGGUUGACCGACGGGAGACUAGACCGUUUGACAAAUAGAAGGGCCUCUGCUUAACUUGUUUCUGUAAGUGUUAAUAUGCAGUAAGUAGCAAAUUGCGGGGGACAGUCUUGGGAGACACCCGGCUGUGCCUGCCUUGGGCGCGCGUAGGGGGACAAGGGUUUCGCAGCCCUUGACCUUGUUCCGGGUUUAUAUGAGGAAGCCCACCCACAAGCAGGGCGAGAUGUGGUUUUCGCGAUUUCUUCAGGUUUCUGAGAGUAGGUCGUCGAGAUGCCUACCUAUCCUCUUCAACUCACCUGCCUGGGGGUGAUCUACGGCACUCCCCUCUUGGCUUCGAUAUUCGUUAUUCUGAGGAUAUACACACGGCGGAAGCUAAAUUUACGGUUAAGCUGGGAUGACUGGCUUAUCAUACUUCCGUUACUUCUAUCCAUAGCCCUCAUAGGCCCUUCCCAUCGACAUGUCAAGAUGUGGCAUGUUGGCGUACAUAUCUGGGAGGUGCCGCCGAACGAGAUAGAACCAAACUAUGACGAGUACUAUGCCGUUGUCAUGGCGUUCAACCUCUUGAACAUACCCAUAUUACCACUCGUCAAAGCGUCGAUUAUCCUUCUUCUCCUUCGGGCCGGUUCCGUUAUUGAAUGGCUCAAGCGAGUACUCUACGCCAUCUUGGUCUUCACCGUUGGAAGCGCAUUGAUACCAUGGUUUCUAUACAUCUUCAUCUGUCCACCUCUAACUGGUAACACCUGGAAGCCGAGGACUUUCGGCAACCUGCAUUGCAUGGGCAGACACAAAAUGGGCGAGAUGUUGAUCUGGGUCACAUGCGCCAACCUACUUACUGAUGUUCUGAUCCUCCCGAUACCUUUCAUCAUUGUGCGAAGGAUGAUGAGUGCUCGAUUGAGGUCCCGUUUGGUGGUAUUGGUAGUCUUCACUUGCAGUCUCGCUGUCACUGGCAUCGGCGCAGCAAAGAUCUACUUGUCGUAUCGCGACCGCCUCUACACUCUGUUCAACCCCGAUUGGACCUAUCCGAUCGACUACUGCAUCAACCACAUUGAGAACAAUGUGGCAAUCAUCGUAGCCAACAUACCGAUCCUACGCGGCCUCGUUACACGAUGGAUCUUCAACUUCCGAACCAAAGCGACGCCUAUCGAGCGCGAGUUUUGCGGUGAUUGGCAACAACAACAGCAACAGCAACAACAACAACAACCGAGAAAAUCUGACGCAUCAGACUUCAGCCGCUACACAAGAAAGAACCGCGUGGUACAAAAGAUCCUCCCCUGCAUCCAGGAUGAUUUUUCCAGCAGCCUGGCCUCGCGCUCCAAAGGCGACCUCAGCAGUAAGGUGGACUGCCGGCCAGAUUUCCCACCUCGAAUCUGCACCACAGGCGAACAGCGCUACCAGAAACGAAGUUACUUUCCGCGAUCGCGAAGGAAUAGCUUGGAUCGGUAUAGCACGGCCGACUCCUGCGAGAAGGGUGACAUCUUAGAGACGGUUAGGAGUGUAGGCAGUUUGGGUUCUGCGCCAACACUCGUGGAGAGUAAAGAUGCGUAUACAGAGUGGAAAAGCAUGGAUAGCCCAACGCUCAGCCCGACAACGAGGUUCUCCACUCAGACAUUGUGCCCCAUUGCGCCGUUGACGCCGGCGAGGUUGCGGGGGAUUGAAGAUGAUGAGGUUGACGAUGAGAUAUACCCAUACCCGAGAGCCUUAUGAUACCAUAGCGAAUGAACAACAUACAAUGAAUCUUG
Molecule: messenger RNA, 1826 nt
Organism: Alternaria rosae
Lineage: Eukaryota; Fungi; Ascomycota; Dothideomycetes; Pleosporales; Pleosporaceae
Exons: 5
Coding region: 358-1791 (477 amino acids)
Source: RefSeq, a predicted model, not a curated record